Pyrenophora tritici-repentis Pt-1C-BFP is the source of this 324-nucleotide messenger RNA. NCBI's taxonomy places the organism in Eukaryota, Fungi, Ascomycota, Dothideomycetes, Pleosporales, Pleosporaceae. The record is from RefSeq and is a predicted model, not a curated record.
AUGGGGAAGAAUUGGUCUCAGAUUAGAGGGACGAAGCUCUUCCUCAUGCCAGGAUCGUUAUGCGUAUCUCAAGAGUCAGAGAAGAAGAUGGUUGCAUACGGUUUGCAACCUAGGCCGCUGAAAGUGUAUCCGCCGAAACUAUCUCCAGCUCAGACUAGCACCUUAGCUUUUGACGAAGGCAUGAGGAAGAAGCUUGAUGAUAAUCUAAAGCAAGAGAUGUGGCUUCUACCGGUGGAGGUGCAGAAUUGGAUGACUAUGCAAAGUUGGUUGACUGCACAAAGUUCGCUGACUGCAGCUUCAAGUCUCUUCAGGCCUUCACGAUGA